Messenger RNA from Acanthosepion pharaonis, 549 nucleotides. The record is from the annotation of a GenBank genome assembly. Lineage: Eukaryota; Metazoa; Mollusca; Cephalopoda; Sepiida; Sepiidae.
AUGCCUUCUUACGUUGCAACCUCUGUGUUUGCCUGUUCUAUUUCUUUAUUUCCAGGAACUUCAUCAGUUUCUUCUUCAUAUUCAUACCUGUGCUUACCGUAUGGACUGGAGCUCUCUUUCUUUGGCACAUCAUCAUCGUCACCUUCAAUUUCGUUUACAACGUUGUUUCUGUAUUUGUCUCCAUCAUAUUUGAAAUUUCUCCAUGCCACCACACCUCGUUCUGAUGUACCUCUCUCUCUCUCUCUCUCUCUCUCUCUCUAUCUAUCUUAUCUAUAUGUUAUGGUCCAGUUUUGUUUUACCCGCAAAUACCGUUCCUAUAAAGUGACGCCCGAGUUCCGGGGCCCGAGUUCCGGGGCCCGAGUUCCGGGGCCCGAGUUCCGGGGCGGAGUUCCGGAGCCCGAGUUCCGAGUACCGGGACCCGACUUCCGGGGCCCGAGUUCCGGCGCCUGGGCCCUGGAUCAUCCGCCUACACCCACUUUCACGCCUGAUCUCUCUCUCUUUCUCUCUCUCUCUCUCUCUCUCUCUCUCUCUCUCUCUCUCUCUGCAUAG